This is a messenger RNA of Neoarius graeffei (lesser salmon catfish), 5269 nucleotides long. It is a transcript of the gene nos1, whose product is annotated as nitric oxide synthase 1 (neuronal). The transcript has 29 exons. The record is from RefSeq and is a predicted model, not a curated record. Gene Ontology annotation, biological process: nitric oxide biosynthetic process. Gene Ontology annotation, molecular function: nitric-oxide synthase activity; FMN binding; flavin adenine dinucleotide binding. Bases 258 to 4514 code for a protein of 1418 amino acids. NCBI's taxonomy places the organism in Eukaryota, Metazoa, Chordata, Actinopteri, Siluriformes, Ariidae.
AGGCGUUCUCUCUCUCUCUCUCUCUCUCUCGAGCGUGCGCGCUCUGUAUUUCCGGAGGAUGCUGUUGCGGCUGCUGUUCUGACGGGACUCACACUCCAAACAAGCUGAACUCUAUUUCACACACACACACACACACACACACUGAGGACCGAGCAAAGAAAACACACACACACACUACACACACACGCAUACCUCGCUCAGGAGCUGCGCGCGCGUUUAUCCAAACGAGUGGCGUUACGGCACAGAGCAGCAUCACCAUGCAAGACACAGAGGUGAGUGUGUGUGAACUGCAGCCCAACAUCAUCUCCGUGCGCCUGUUCAAGCGGAGAGUGGGUGGUCUGGGAUUCCUGGUGAAGCAGCGCGUGUGCAAACCCCCCGUCAUCAUCUCAGAUCUAAUCCGGGGUGGCGCGGCUGAGGAGUGUGGCCUGGUCCAGGUGGGUGACAUCGUACUUGCUGUCAACAACAAGCCACUGGUGGACAUGAGCUAUGAGCGUGCACUGGAGACGCUGAAGAACGUCUCACCCGAGAGCCAUGCCGUCCUCAUCCUGCGCGGCCCCGAGGGCUUCAGUACACAUCUGGAGACCACGCUGAGUGGAGACGGACGGCCACGGACAGUGCGUGUCACCAAGCCGGUGUCAGCCCGGGCGUGUCAGCGCUGCACACCCAAGGAGCUGAGGGCCAUUGAGAACCUGGCGUCAUCGUCCUCCACUUCAUCCUCUUCCACCUUCUCGUCUAUGGCACGUAAGGAGACCAAAAGUUUGAUCCCGCUGAGCGGACCGGACGCGUUGCUUAAUGGUGUGGAGGAAAGCAACGAGCUGCUGAAGGAGAUCGAGCCCGUGCUUAAGCUGAUCAAGAACAACAGCAAGAGGGAUGUGAAUGGAGAGGGACAGAGGGGUGUGGAGAAGAGGGACGCUGAAGUGCAGGUGGAAAGAGACCUUGGUGUGGGAAUAAACAACAAUGUUCAGCUGGCCUCCGAUAACGACAGAGUGUUUGAUGACCUCUGGAGGAAGGACAACAUGCCCACGGUGUUCAACAAUCCGUACUCAGAAAGUGACAAGCCACCGUCCCAAGGCAGAGCGUCUCCCACUAAGACCCCACAAAAUGGGAGUCCAACAAAAUGUCCCAGGUUCAUGAAGAUAAAGAAUUGGGAGAGUGGGUUGGUGUACAAUGAUACACUCCAUCACAGCUGCAGCAAGGCACCAAUUUGCAAUGAAAGAGUGUGUAUAGGCUCAGUGAUGACGCCAAACAUGAGAAGUAAACCAGAUGAAGUUCAAACCAAAGAUGAGCUCUUACCACUGGCUACAGACUUUAUCAACCAGUACUACACCUCAAUAAAAAGGUGUGGAUCCAAAGCACAUGAGGACAGAUUGGAGGAAGUGAAGAAGGAGAUUGAAACUUCUGGAACAUACCAGCUUAAAGACACAGAGCUAAUCUAUGGCGCCAAGCAUGCUUGGAGGAACGCUGCUCGCUGCGUAGGGAGGAUCCAGUGGUCCAAACUACAGGUGUUCGAUGCUCGAGACUGCACAACAGCACAUGGAAUGUUUAAUUACAUCUGCAAUCACAUCAAAUAUGCCACUAACAAAGGCAACCUCAGGUCAGCUAUCACCAUUUUUCCCCAGAGGACAGAUGGGAAACAUGAUUUCCGAGUGUGGAAUAGCCAACUGAUCCGUUACGCCGGCUACAAGCAGCCUGAUGGCUCUGUUCUGGGAGAUCCUGCUUCCCUGGAGCUCACUGAGAUCUGUAUACAGCAGGGAUGGAAAGCGCCCAGAGGCCGGUUUGAUGUCUUGCCCCUUUUGCUUCAAGCAAAUGGCAAUGAUCCGGAGCUGUUUGAGAUCCCUGACGAUCUCGUGCUGGAAGUCAACAUCACACACCCAAAGUUCGAAUGGUUCAAGGAGCUGAAUCUGAAGUGGUACGGCUUGCCUGCUGUGUCGAACAUGCUGUUAGAGAUCGGAGGCUUGGAGUUCCCUGCCUGCCCCUUCAGUGGGUGGUACAUGGGUACCGAAAUCGGCGUUCGGGACUUCUGUGACAGCUCACGCUAUAACAUCUUAGAGGAAGUAGCCACCAUGAUGGGGUUGGACACCAGGAAGACAUCCUCUCUGUGGAAAGACCAGGCACUGGUGGAAAUCAAUAUUGCUGUUCUCUACAGUUUCCAGAUGUCCAAGGUGACCAUUGUGGACCAUCACUCAGCCACAGAGUCCUUCAUGAAGCACAUGGAGAACGAGUACCGGGUAAGAGGUGGAUGUCCAGGUGACUGGGUGUGGAUCGUUCCUCCAAUGUCAGGCAGCAUAACGCCGGUCUUCCACCAGGAGAUGCUCAACUACCGCCUCACACCUUCCUUUGAAUACCAGACUGACCCCUGGAACACUCAUGUGUGGAAAGGAGUGAAUGGAACUCCCACCAAGAAAAGAGCGAUCGGCUUUAAGAAACUCGCCAAGGCUGUGAAAUUCUCGGCUAAGCUGAUGGGUCAGGCCAUGGCAAAGCGAGUCAAGGCCACCAUAUUGUUCGCCACCGAGACGGGGAAAUCGCAAGACUACGCAAAGACUCUGUGUGAGAUCUUCAAGCAUGCUUUUGAUGCGAAGGUCAUGUCAAUGGAAGAGUACGACGUUGUACACUUGGAGCACGAGACGUUGGUUUUGGCGGUCACCAGUACGUUUGGUAACGGAGACCCGCCUGAGAACGGAGAGAAAUUUGGUGCGGCAUUGAUGGAGAUGAGACACCCAACAACCAGCACAGAGAGAAAGAGCUACAAAGUGCGCUUCAACAGCGUCUCUUCAUACUCAGACACUCGGAAGUCCUCCAGUGAUGAACCUGAGCAUAAAGCCCACUUUGAGAGCACAGGACCACUCGCUAACGUCAGGUUCUCUGUGUUUGGCCUUGGCUCGCGGGCCUACCCACACUUCUGUGCGUUUGCCCACGCUGUGGACACGCUGUUCGAGGAGCUCGGAGGAGAGCGCAUACUCCGCAUGGGCGAGGGAGAUGAACUGUGUGGCCAAGAGGAGGCCUUUAGAACCUGGGCCAAGAAAGUCUUCAAGGCUGCCUGUGACGUGUUUUGUGUCGGCGACGACGUGAACAUUGAGAAGGCGAAUGAUUCAUUGAUUACUAACGACCGCAGCUGGAAAAAGAGCAAAUUCCGCAUGACAUACACAGCCGAAGCACCAACACUAACGCAAGCUCUUUACACCGUUCACAAGAAGAAGGUUUACGCUGCCAAGUUCCUCAUGAGACAGAAUCUUCAGAGUGUCAAGUCAAAUCGAUCUACUAUAUACGUCCAGCUCCAUGCCAACAACCACGAGAGUCUCAAAUAUCUGCCUGGAGACCAUUUGGGCAUCUUCCCUGGCAACAAGGAAGACCUGGUGAUGGCUCUGAUCGACAAACUAGAGGAUGCGCCUCCUGUCAAUCAAAUCGUGAGGGUUGAGUUUCUGGAGGAGAGGAACACAGCACUGGGAGUGAUCAGUAACUGGACGGACGAGAGUCGGAUUCCUCCGUGCACCAUUUAUCAAGCGUUUAAAUACUUUCUGGACAUCACGACCCCUCCGAGCCCUUUGCUUCUGCAACAGUUCGCUCCUUUAGCCACCAACGAGAAACAGAGGAAAAGACUCGAGGUGCUCAGUAAGGGUCUCCAGGAGUAUGAAGAGUGGAAAUGGUACAAUAACCCGACCAUGGUGGAGGUAUUAGAGGAGUUUCCAUCUCUGCAGGUGCCCUGUACACUUCUCCUUACCCAGCUGCCCCUGCUGCAGCCACGCUACUACUCCAUCAGCUCUUCACCAGACCUCCACCCGGGCGAGAUCCACCUCACCGUGGCUGUUGUCUCCUACCGCACUCGGGACGGAGCCGGGCCCAUACACCACGGAGUGUGUUCUUCCUGGCUCAACAGCUUGGAGAUGGACGAAAUGGUCCCGUGCUUUGUCAGAGGAGCCCCAACCUUCCGCAUGCCAAAGGACAGCAAAGUCCCAUGCAUCCUUAUUGGACCAGGAACAGGCAUCGCUCCAUUCAGAAGCUUCUGGCAACAGAGACUUUAUGACCUUGAAAAUAAAGGCAUCAAGUCUUGUCCAAUGGUCCUGGUGUUCGGGUGUCGACAGUCGCAAAUGGACCACAUCUACAAGGAGGAGACCAUCCAGGCCAAGAACAAGGAAGUAUUUCAAGAACUCUAUACUGCAUACUCACGAGAGCCUGGAAGACCAAAGAAAUAUGUUCAGGAUGUCCUUCGUGAGCAGUUGUCUGAGAUGGUGUAUCGAUGUUUGAAAGAGGAAGGGGGACACAUUUAUGUGUGUGGGGACGUGACCAUGGCUGGAGAUGUGCUGAAGACCAUCCAGCAGAUCAUCAAACUACAUGGCAACAUACCUCUGGAGGAUGCUGGGUUCUACAUCAGCAAACUGAGGGAUGAAAAUCGUUAUCAUGAAGACAUUUUUGGCGUUACUCUGCGUACUUAUGAGGUGACGAACCGGCUGAGGUCAGAGUCCAUCGCGUACAUCGAAGAGAGCAAGAAAGACUCAGAUGAGGUGUUUUGUUCAUAAAGCCUCGUUUUGUUACCGGAUUUCCGGAUUUCAGGAGCGACAAUGAAACCCAAAAAAACAACUGCUACUUAAGAAAACUGUGCCAAGUUUGUCUUUUUUUUUUUUUUUUAGUUCUUAUGUUUUCACUCUUUGGUAGUUUUUACUGCAUUUGUGUGGUCGGAAUCAGUUCUCACAAUACUGAUUACUUUUUUUUUCUUUCUCUGUUGGAAAUUUUUUCCAGAAUGCACUUUUUAUCUCAUGUAUGAUGUACAUGUAUUUUUAUUUUGUUUUUCUUUAUGAAUAAGCUGUGCACUGAAAUUCAAUCUGCCUAUCGUGGAUGCAUGACCAAGACCCCUGACGUCAAGUCCUGAUAUAUUAUCAUGUAUAAACAUAGCUGUUAAAUGUUGCUGAUAAAUGGUUUAGCUUUGAGUUUAGUCCGCAAACGGGUCACUGUGCACAUCAUCUCGUGUCUAGAUCAGGAACUACAAAAACGCCACCACUGAUAGAGAGGCUUUUCAGUGUUUUAUCAAUGCUGAUUUAAAUGCAUGCUCUGUGAUUUCUGAUCGAAAUAGUGGCAGCUUCAGCACCAGUGCGACAUCAUCAUCAUCAUCAUCAUCAUCAUCAUCAUCAUCAUCACAAAUGAGUGCAUUAAACCAAACAGGACUGCAACAGAACCAUUUUGUAAAGGAAAAAAAAAAUCGCUCUUUUAUGAGUCAUUACAUUGUGUCUGGUUUGAAUUGUUCGUGAAAUAAAAGGUGAAGGAAUGGGGGAAAGAA